Metarhizium acridum CQMa 102 is the source of this 3600-nucleotide messenger RNA. RefSeq lists its product as uncharacterized. Lineage: Eukaryota; Fungi; Ascomycota; Sordariomycetes; Hypocreales; Clavicipitaceae. Gene Ontology annotation, molecular function: transporter activity; ATP hydrolysis activity; ATP binding. Gene Ontology annotation, cellular component: membrane. The record is from RefSeq and is a predicted model, not a curated record.
AUGGACUGUUCGUGUUGCGGGCCAGGCCCUUCAUCGCUGCCGGCGAGUGCAUCUUUGCCUCUUGGAAACGAUGACUCAAGGAGCUCGGCUCGUCCAUCGGAUGCUGUUGCAUCUCAGGCAACCAACAAUUGCGACAUCGUCCAGAUUCGUCCUGGCAACCAAGCUGUGGAGCUGGAAGUCGGUUGCGAGGAAGCCGAAUCGACCUCUCAAGAAGCUUGCCAGGUCAGCUGCUGCGGAGGCAGCACCGCCCAUCUUCGGCCAACAAACGAUUCAGACAAUGCUCCGACGGACCUCCCCCUCGUUUGCACUGACAACUGUUGCGAUGGAGAGGCAACCCCGGGCAGCCAUGAAUCCCCCCCUGCAGCGGCCAAAGAGGAGCUGGAUGGGGCUUCGACUCAAGAGUCUGCCGACGAUUGCUGCCGUCCUUCUCCCGUCUGUAGCCUUGGGUGCUGCGAUAAACAAGAGCCCGUCCUUGCAGAGGAGGGGACAGUCAACUCGUCGGACAAAGGCUGUUCGGAUAACUGCUGCAGUGCCAAAUCGUAUCUCAAAUCACCAGAAUGCUGCCGUGGCAAGCCGUCGCCAUGCUGCGACGAAUCUUGCCUAGACCGCUUGGCUCUACGAGAAUGUGACUCUACAGCAAGCCCAGCUUGCGGCGGGCAGAAGCACCAACCUUGUGACCAGCACCGGCUUUCGAUUCGCCAGCAGUAUCGUGCCCGUCUCGAUGCGCUUGGAUGUAUCUGCCGUGCGCUGCUCGCGUUGGGGAAGGAGUCUUGUUGUGAUGCCCGACGGUCUUCUACUCCGGUGAAGACCAAAGGCUGCAAUCGCAGUCGCAGCCCGAAUGAAGCUGGCCGCAUUUCUAUUUCAUCUUGCUACUCGAGUUCCAUGCCAAAGAGACAAUCUACUUGCAAACGAAGACCAGCAAGACAUCAGUCCAAAACACCAUGCUGCCCUCCAAGUCCAACACAGUCUGCCACAUCCGAUGAUUCUUGCUGCAAGCCCAUCGCGAAACUUGCAGCAAAAUCCCCUCACUUUGAUCCCCAGGAGCAAUCCUUGGUUGGUAUCGAGGCCGUGGGCUCGAGAACCAAAGGCCGUGGCAAUAGUCACCCUGCUGCUGACAUGAAACUUGUCCAAUACCAAGGCGGUGCUAGCACAACCCUGUCGAGGGAAAUCAGCGCUCCGAACAAUGACAUUGAACAUUUAGUUCUUUCCGUUUCUGGCAUGACAUGCACAGGUUGCGAAACAAAACUCAACAGAACUCUUGGUGUGAUAUCCGGAGUCAAAAACCUAAAGACCAGUCUCGUUCUUUCCAGGGCGGAAUUCGACAUCGACCUCAACAUUGUGACUUCCGACCACGUCAUGAAACAUCUAGAACGAAGAACUGAAUUCAAAUGCGAGAUCCUUGCCAGUAAUGGAUCCACCCUCGACCUCGUUAUAAGUGAAGAUCCGGCAAUGUUCGUCAAUCAAUCUUUGCCUGAUGGCGUAUUGGAUAUUACCCUCGUCAAAAAGGAUGUCGCGAGAGUUUCUUUCAAUCCGCAUAUCAUUGGGUCCCGAGAUCUUAUGGAAAAGCACUGGAAAGGGCGUGCCACCCUCGCGCCGGGGGGUGAUGAUCCUGGACUUGCAGCGGGAAGAAAGCACGUUUCCUACCUGGGAUACAUGACAAUUUUAUCUAUAGCGCUUACAGUUCCCGUACUUGUCCUGGCCUGGGCUCCCUUGCCCAAGAGAGAAGUCGCAUAUAGCUCUGCUUCUCUAGUCCUCGCUACCAUUGUGCAGGUGGUGAUUGCGGGACCAUUCUAUCCCAAGGCACUGAAAGCGCUUCUGUUUUCACGAGUUAUCGAAAUGGACCUCUUGAUCGUGCUCAGUACAAGCGCCGCGUACGUAUUCUCCGUGGUAUCGUUUGGCUAUCUAGCAGCCGAGAAGCCUCUCCCCACCGAACAGUUCUUCGAGACAAGCACUCUCCUUGUCACACUGAUCAUGGUUGGCAGAUAUGUCGCAGCACUUGCGCGCCAAAAGGCGGUCGAAUCCAUUUCCAUGAGGACGUUGCAGGCCGAAACCGCUCUUCUGAUGGUGAAUGGCGACCCAUCAAAAACCGAGACUGUUGACGUGCGGUUACUUCAAUACGGCGACACGUUCAAAGUCCUCCCCGAAACCAGAAUCCCAACUGACGGGGUUGUAUUGUCUGGUUCCUCCGAAGUAGAUGAAUCUUUGCUGACUGGAGAGUCGCUUCCGGUUGAAAAGACGGCCAAGUCGCGUGUCAUUGCCGGGACUUUGAACGGCCCUGGUACUCUGAUUGUCCGACUCAACCGCCUCCCAGGCGACAACACGGUCGCUACGAUUGCAGCCAUGGUUGACGAAGCAAAGCUGUCUAAACCCAAGAUGCAAGAACUUGCAGACAAGGUGGCCUCUUAUUUUGUCCCGGUAGUUGUUGGGCUAACAAUCAUGACCUUUGUGAUUUGGGUUGCCGUCGGAGUAGCAAUACAGCACAAGUCUGGAUCUGGAGCAGCAGUGCAGGCAAUCACCUACGCCAUCACCGUGCUUAUUGUUUCUUGUCCGUGCGCUGUUGGGCUUGCGGUGCCCAUGGUCGUCGUCAUUGCUAGUGGAAUUGCAGCUGAGCGAGGAGUCAUCUUCAAGUCUGCGAACGCGAUUGAGGUUGCGCAUCAAACAACCCAUCUUGUUCUGGACAAGACUGGCACGCUGACCGAGGGCAAGUUGAGUGUCACCGCAGAGAACAUCGUCUCUGACCAUCAGAACAUGUCGUUUCUUCUGGGGCUAGUCGCCGACAAUAAGCAUCCAGUGUCCAUUGCGAUUGCCAACCAUCUCAGAAACAAGCACAUUGUGGCAACUCCUGUACGCCAAGUAAAGAGUCUGGUAGGCAAAGGUGUUGUGGGCUUGGCCGGUGACAAGACCUUGCGUGCUGGCAACUCACGUUGGUUGGGCUUUGACUGUCACCCUGCGGUGCAAGCUGUUGAUGCUCAAGAGCAUACUGUGCUUUGUUUCUCCAUCGAUGGCCAAUUGGCCGCCGUCUUUGGUCUAAAGGAUUCACUUCGCCCGGAUGCUUUACAUGUGGUUGGCCUACUUCAGCAACAGGGCAUCUUCGUUCAUAUAGUCUCUGGCGACGAUAACGGACCUGUUCAAGGUGUGGCUUUCAAGCUGGGAAUACCGACAAGCCACACACGCUCUCGCAGCACGCCAGCCGAUAAGCAACUAUAUAUCAAGCGCCUGCUGGAGGAUACCUCGGAGACAAAGGAACCGAUUGUCGUUUUCUGCGGCGAUGGCACGAACGAUUCAGUAGCCCUCGCCCAGGCAACUAUUGGUGUCCACAUGCAUGAGGGCAGUGAUGUAGCCCAAUCUGCAGCGGAUGUGGUUCUUAUGAGGCCCGGUCUUGCUGGCCUGGUGACUGUGAGGGAGGUGAGCAAAGCCUCGGUUCGACGGAUCAAGUUCAACUUUGCGUGGGCCUUUGUGUACAACACGUUUGCGGUGCUUCUCGCUGCCGGAGCUUUUGUGAAUGCGAGGAUCCCGCCAGAGUAUGCCGGCUUGGGCGAACUUGUUAGCGUUUUACCUGUGAUUGCAGCGGCGGUUCUCAUGCGUUGGUCAAGGGUCUAG